This is a messenger RNA of Cylicostephanus goldi, 783 nucleotides long. The record is from the annotation of a GenBank genome assembly. NCBI's taxonomy places the organism in Eukaryota, Metazoa, Nematoda, Chromadorea, Rhabditida, Strongylidae.
AUGCUGCUCAUUUUAUGCGCUCAGUUACUGCUCAUCAGUUUGCUGCGGGGCACGCUUCGGAGGCACUAUAAUCAGUGUGUUGAAGAAAUCAAAAAACUUGUCAACCAGAUGUACGGUACUAAAGUGGAAUUGUCGACGGACAAAGGUGGUGCUCUUGAUAAUAUCGUGAUAACGGCGACGCCAAAUGCGCAGUCAACUAUGGUGACAUUGGCACUGGGUACGGGAGCAGCUGUGAACCCUCCUAAAAGGUCUGCUAUGAAAGAGGCUAUAAGAAAGCUCAAAACAUUGGCGAUGGGUCUAGAUAACUUGGAGAAGCGUCCGGCUUCUCCCUUGCCGGAAACCGAUAAAAAUGAAAAGAAGGAAGAAAAGUUGCUACCAUCCACUCCCGUUGAGCCCACUGCUCUAAAGAAAGAUGAUCAUUAUUUCUCAGUGAGGAAUGAGAAGCCAGAGCUGGUACCCGAAAAGCAAAAGUUGCCAUCUCCCGCUCCCGUUGUACCGACUCCAACGAAAGACGAACAUUAUUUUUCAGUUAGAAAAGAAAAAGUUGAGGUUGCAGUGCCUGAGCAGAAGCCUCAGAAGGAAAAAUUGCCACCUCCUGCUCCUCUUGAGCCGAACACUCCGAAGAAAGACGAACAUUAUUUCUCAGUCAGAAAGGAGAAAGUAGAGGUUGCAGUACCCGAACAGAAUCCUCAGAAGCAAGCAUUGCCACCUCCCACUCCUCUCAAGCCAAAUACUCAGAAAAAGGAGGAAGAUUUCUUUUCGCUUCCCAAAACGAAGACUUAA